UAAUGCCUCAAUGACUGUACGUAUUACGUAAUUACGUAACCACGGAAGCACCAGUAGCCUAGUAGCCUGCUAGUAGCUAGUUUGCUAACAAGAGAGAAGAUGGAUUCUCCCAUUCUGGAACCAUCCUUGUACACUGUCAAAGCAGUUCUAAUUCUGGACAACGAUGGAGACAGGCUUUAUGCCAAGUAUUAUGAUGAUACGUACCCGACAGUGAAGGAGCAGAAGGCAUUUGAGAAGAACAUAUUCAACAAAACACACAGGACAGACAGUGAGAUAGCAUUACUCGAGGGCCUCACUGUUGUCUACAAGAGCAACAUAGACCUCUUCUUUUAUGUGAUUGGAAGUUCCCAUGAAAAUGAGCUUAUGCUUAUGGCUGUUCUAAACUGCCUUUUUGAUUCGCUCAGUCAGAUGUUGAGAAAGAAUGUCGAGAGAAGGGCUUUGUUGGAGAAUAUGGAAGGACUCUUCCUGGCUGUGGAUGAAAUCGUAGAUGGAGGGGUGAUCCUGGAGAGUGACCCACAACAAGUUGUGCACCGUGUGGCUCUCAGGGGGGAUGAUGUGCCUUUGACAGAGCAGACAGUCACCCAGGUUCUUCAGUCUGCCAAAGAACAGAUCAAGUGGUCGCUCCUACGGUAGAGUCGCCCCUGCACCAGUCUACCAGUGAGCCGCUGUUCAGCCCAGUCUUUGUGGCACUGAUCCGCAUACUCCUUUUCCUCUGAUUUCCACUCCUUCAGUUAAAGCUGUGACGAGUACCACUGGCUGUUCCAGUCACACUCCCAGGACUACUGCUUGACAAAAUUUCCAAUUUUUUUCUUUAUUCUUUUUGCACAGGCUUGCAUUGUAUGACAUAAUCUACAUGAGGAUAAGAUAUGGUGUACAUUCCAGUACGAAGACUGGCCUGUUUUGUUUGUUUGUUUUUUUCCAUUACAGCAUCUGGGUGUUUAUUAUACCAGCAAAUCUGUCCAUAAAACAUUGAUAAACCUCAACCAAGCCUGUUGUAACAUUCCACGUGUAUCCUUGAACAAGAAUUUUAUCCUGUUGGACAGCAUCCUGUCGUCUUACUGUACAAAGUAUUGAGGCACUAUAUCAUUUAAUUUACAUGAAUAUUGUGAUAAAAACGAGUAGUAUUGUAGUCAUACCACUGAUCACAGAGGUGUGUUUUAAAUAUAUCUUGUCCGGGGAUCUUCCAUUCAUCAGAUACAUAAAAUAAAUGUUUGUUGACACUGA
Sebastes umbrosus (honeycomb rockfish) is the source of this 1224-nucleotide messenger RNA. It is a transcript of the gene copz1, whose product is annotated as COPI coat complex subunit zeta 1. Bases 100 to 633 code for a protein of 177 amino acids. The transcript has 9 exons. The record is from RefSeq and is a predicted model, not a curated record. Lineage: Eukaryota; Metazoa; Chordata; Actinopteri; Perciformes; Sebastidae. Gene Ontology annotation, cellular component: COPI vesicle coat. Gene Ontology annotation, biological process: intra-Golgi vesicle-mediated transport; intracellular protein transport; retrograde vesicle-mediated transport, Golgi to endoplasmic reticulum.